Sorex fumeus (smoky shrew) is the source of this 531-nucleotide messenger RNA. RefSeq names its product transmembrane protein 225 (gene TMEM225). The record is from RefSeq and is a predicted model, not a curated record. The coding region runs from base 1 to 531 and encodes 176 amino acids. NCBI's taxonomy places the organism in Eukaryota, Metazoa, Chordata, Mammalia, Eulipotyphla, Soricidae. The transcript has 4 exons. Gene Ontology annotation, biological process: negative regulation of phosphatase activity.
AUGGAAAAUCAAAACCGAUACAGAAACUUCUGCGCUGUCAUCUUGUUUUUCUCUUCCUGGGUCUUAAUCUUUCUGACAGCAGGAAUUGUCGUGGAAGACUGGGUUCACCUGAAUACAGAAAAUAUGCCGAAUACAAAAAAUAAGCCGAUAAGUCACAGUCCCUGGAAAAGCAGCAAGGAUGAUCUGUGGCAAGGAGAUAACACAGAAAACAUCAGGAUCAUGAUGGGAAUCAUUCUCAGCCUCGCCUUCUUCUACAACUUUUUCCUGGGCUUGGGAUUCACUUAUAUGAUUCCGCGCAAUGAGCAUUCCUGCUUCACCUCUAUUGUCCUCAGUUUCCUCACAGGUAUGUUCUUGCUCAUUACACUCCUGGCGUACCACUACAAUAUAAAGCAAGGCCACCACAGGUUCUCUAAUUACAAGUUGACCUGGAUAACUUUCAUCAACUACGUGAAUGUGUUCAUCCUCAUCACCUCAGAAUAUAAGAAGGGGGAAGUAGUGAUGUUGGUAGUACAAAAGGAGGCAGAUGAAUAG